Opisthorchis viverrini is the source of this 10526-nucleotide messenger RNA. RefSeq lists its product as hypothetical. The transcript is spliced from 34 exons. Lineage: Eukaryota; Metazoa; Platyhelminthes; Trematoda; Opisthorchiida; Opisthorchiidae. Gene Ontology annotation, molecular function: protein binding; protein serine/threonine kinase activity. The record is from RefSeq and is a predicted model, not a curated record. The coding region runs from base 715 to 10413 and encodes 3232 amino acids. Gene Ontology annotation, biological process: DNA damage response.
AUGGAGGAUGCAAAGAAUGCUGGAAACGUGCGCAAACUGUUCCACUUGAUUCUUUUGACUGGUCCUCGGAAACCUCUUGUCAGAGAAAUAAUCAGGGACCAAAAUAGCUCCCUAAUAUGUAGCAAAGCAGAACGUUUGGACUGCUGGGCACGGUACUUCGCGCACCAGUUCAGCUGGUCAUCUGCUACCUCAAAUCCAGAAACCUGGCGUUCAACAGAAAGGUGGACCGUAAAUAUGGAACCACCUUCAGUCUCAGAAGUAUCCAGAUGUAUUUCUCUACUCAAGUGUCUUCAUGCUGCUGAUCCUGACGACCUUCCACCUGCAUUUUUUAAGGAUGGCGGUGGAUUCCUCAGCCAGUGCCUGUCUACCCUUUUUGGGCCUACCUGGGAGAAGCAGACCGUCCCGGACAACUGGGGUGAAUCAAUAGUGGUGCCCAUUUUCAAAAAGGGUACUCGCAGUGAAUGUAGUAACAACAGAGGUGUUAGUUUGAUGCCUGUUGUGACAAAGCUUCUGGCGUCACUGAUUCUUCGUCGUCUUACGGUGGCACGCGAAGCCUUGACUCGUGAGAAUCAAGCGGGAUUUCGACCAGGGUAUACCCCAGAAGUUUGCAAACAUAAUCUGAUCCUUAUAUUCACAUACUUCUGGGCGGGUGAGGGCGUUUGACAAGGAUAUCCAUUCCCUCCAUUCUUGUUCAACUUUGUCAUCGAUGAGAUAAUGAGGCGAACACUGGACGGUCUUCAAAACCCCGGUAUUCAAAUUGUUGCUGAUGAGAGCCUUGUCGAUCUGGAGUACGCAGAUGACAUCGUCCUCAUCUUUGAAGACCAAAGCGAAGCACAAGCCCUAUCGGAUAAACUGACCACCAUCAUACAAUCUUUUGGCAUGCGUCUUUCACCUUCAAGGUGCAAAUUCAUGCUUCAGAACGUGCCAUCUGCGAACAUAUCCCUUACACUUCAAGGAGAAUCAAUGGAGAUUGUGGAAAAAGUUAUAUACCGCGGUAGUUGUAUUAACUCUGACGGAAGUGUGUCUGAAUUCAAUGCAAGAAUCUCAAAGGUUCGAAUCGCGUUUGCUAAUUUGCAUCAGUUGGGGCGUCAAAAAGGCAUUUCACUAGAUUUUAGGGGUCGUGUGUACCAGGCUACAGUAAGGGCUGUGUUGUUGUAUGGGUGCGAGACAUGGCCUCUACGGGGGCCUCUUCAGGUUUUCGACCACCGAUGCGUGGUGACUUUGGACGGCGUCAGCGUGUUAGUAACAAGGCACCUCAAUCCGAGAAAGUAUCCAGCAUCAUCGAAUACGAUGGCUCGGUCAUGUGCUACGCAUGCGGAAACACCGUCUGCUGAGUCGAGUGUUAUUCUCUGCGCCUCCUUCGAGAUGGCGCAAACCGCGAGAAGUUUCCUUACAAAAAGUGGCGUCCGACAAGGAUGUGCGCUCUCUCCAUUCUUAUUCAACUUCCUCACCGAUGAAACAAUGGGGCGAACACCGGGAGGUGUUCAAAUCACUGCUGGUGAGAACCUUGUCAACGUGGUGUACGCGGACGACAUCGUCCUCAUCUUUGAAGACGAAGACGAAGCACAAGCACUGUUGAAUAAGCUAAACACCAUUAUACUAUCUUUCGGCAUGAUGGGGUUCCCGUGUCUCGUCGUGGGCCUGGUUGAAGAAGUUGCAGGAAUCAAAGGCUUCAGUGACGUUCGUGUCGUCAACUUCCCCUCAAAGUGGUUCCAGCAUGGACCGCCAAUUUUCACUGACAAAGAGAUUACCAUCGAGUUCCAUUAUCGACUAACGGUUGUCAUUUUCUUUUCCCAGGUGUUCUCUCUCCUGCAGGAUUCCGCGGAAACCGAAACAUUAGAAUCGAAGGACUCACUGUCUCCCUCGGUCAACAUCACUCUCCGUCAGAUUCACUUCGCCAAACCUAGUCGCUGUACAUGUAAUCAGCCGUCCAGUCAAUCAUCGAAUGUUGUGUCAAGGACGUUUACGGGGGCACCUCAGGCUCCUUUCGCCUUGAUUUACGUUCGGCCGUUCUCUUUUACCGAACCAAUUCCUGAACUUUGUCGUUCUUGCUCUGGUCGUCCUAUGCUUCCGCCUGAAGAUAUUGUUGUGUUCGAUGAGCUCUUCUCUAUGUGGCGUUGGCUUCUGGUCUUUACACACCACCAUUCAAAUCCGUCUGCACCUAAAAAGCACAGCCUCAGUCUGCUCUCACUUUCGACGCUGCUACGGUAUCUGUUCCAGGAAUGGGGUCACAUCAUCACACGAAUAGAGUUCCAGAACGAAGCAACCACGUGGAAGCAACUCCGCGGGUUGCAUAACUAUUUUGGGGUUUUUGCUGCUGCUCUUCUCCUCAUCUACGACGAUGAUGUCCGCUCAUCGACUGAUAAUCCUCAUUCGUCACCUCUGGCUCUUGUUGAAGACUUGGCGUCAACCAUUUCCUCACGAUCGGACAACGAUGGAAAUUGUAAGCGGACACGAGUCAUUGAGGAAAAUGUGCGGACCGAUCCGGAACAGACAAAUCUAUGGGCGCUGCUCAUUCGCCUGGUUUCUUCUGCCGACAAAGGGGGCUCUUUUUGCAUAUCUCUUUUGACUACCGGCUCACGUGAUCCCAAUCGACCUGGAAGAGGGGAUGGAUUUUCGUCAAAAGCUCGGUUACGGACUCAGGAUCGAUUGGCGCAUGACGUUUUAUUGGAACUACUUCAUAUAGUAACGCUUCCGAAAUUUCAGACUCAUUUCGGUCACCUUCGGCGUGUGAUCUCUCGUCAUAUGGAUAUUCACUUUACCAAACUCUGCGACACAGCUCCUGAGUAUUUUACUUACCCAGUGCCUUGGCGCCUACGUCUUUUUGUGUUCUGUGGCCACCUGCUUCCUGAGUUACAACUGGCCAGAACGUGCGCCACCUCGGCCGCCUUAACUGCUUUCAACCCUGCCCUCAGUUUCUUCAUAAACCAGCUCUCGGGAUCUAAUGUCUCGAUGGAUGAAGAAUCAGCCACCGAUCAUCUGAAGCGUUUACUCACCCUUCUUUUUGGAACACACCUAUCUUCUAUUCUCACUUUCCACCAACGCGUUCCCUGCGGUAUCCUGAAACAUUCAUCCUGUGAAUUAUCUUAUGGCUUCGUUAUUCACCGGACAGUCGCCAUAAGUGUUCAGCAGCUGGCUACCGCCAUUGAGUAUAUCUGCCAAACAUUGGCCAAACUUCCUUUAAUGUGUGAACCAUAUCAGUUGGACUCAAAUCUGCACACACUCAGAGCACUCAUUCUUCUGGCUGUUAUUUGGUCUCAUUUAUCCCAUGUGAAAGCACAUGUGCUUCAUUUAACUCACGCAGAAUUCAACAAUCUACUUCCUUCUUCUAUUGUUGAAAUCUUAUUCCGAAAGGUUAUCCAAGUUUUGUUUAAAAACCCCACCUCGUCGAAAAAACGUACGGAGUUGACCUCGGAGACUUUCGUGUGUGAGGAUUCGAACACCCUAUUGCUAAUACAACGAAGCUUCGCAGUAUUGCUGAAACAUGUUUUAAUCGGAGAGUGUAGCGACAGUGGUGAAAUGCAUCCAUACUGGGAACAGUUGAUCCACAGCGUUAUCCAGAAGCCAGUCCCGUUCUGCCUGAAAUCCCCAAAUACGCCUACAGGAACACGUACACCACACCUGUCCCAUGGUUCCCGAUUUGGGGAUGAUGAAUUUCUCGACUGUGUACCAGCUUCAGCGAACAAUCUUGAAACAGACGCGGAUGAAUCCACACAAGAGAAGCUUCUCGAAUCGGAAAAGCAAGAGCAGGAAACUAAUAUGAUGCUUUUGAGCGCUGUUGUGUGCCACGCCCUGCGAAUUCGUUCAUCCAGCUUAGUUCGACUACUUCAAUGUCGAUUUUCUCAAGUGUUUUCCAACUCUGUUUGCGACACAGCAGAAUCCAUUGACUGGCUUUGUACAGUAAUAGACAAUCUCACAAGAUCCAGCAAACUCUCUGUGUGUAGCUUAAUGUUUCCGUGUUCAGACGUUACGUUUGACAGUGAGUUCAUACUGCUAUUCAGUUGCCUCGUUGAUGCCAUUCGUGAAUCGCUCAAAGUCAGACUUGCCCGCAUCAGUCGAGUCAAAUGUAUCAGUCAGUUAGUGAAGUUGAUUCGCUGUAGCUGCCAACUGACCGAAUGCACUGUCCGGCAAGUACGUAACCAGCACAAAAAGACCUCCAAAGAAUCGGACAACUUGCAGCGAUGGUAUUCAAUAGGACAGCAUCUGGAUCAGCUGAAUCGAACUGUUUGGUCCGUUGUGGCAAAGCAUGGUACUCAUCUUCUCUGUGGACUUGGUCAGGUCGCAAUCGAUUGUGUUCGGUCUUGGUUCAAGGUACGUCACCGUCGUUUACGUUUCGGGAAUCUUGAACGAACCUGGGCACUCAACCGUAGACCACUUUCUCUGGAACAGUGCAUCACUUUCUCGUCGACCGGCUCCAGUUCUUCCUCAUCUUGUGAUAUGACUUUGCAUAUUCAUCGGCUGAUCCAUUCGAUCCUCGUUUCCGUAUCUGGCCUCCCUGUAUCUGACUGUCAAAGAAGUGACCCAUGCGAAGAACCGCACUCUUCGAUGACCUUACACAUUGCGCUUAGCUGUUUUGUCCAGUCCUGCAUACAGCUGACCGAUUUGUGUUCCACCUCUGGCCGAGGCUUAUCCACUGAAAUCUUCCAGGUUCGACCCUAUCUGCUCCCACUCGUUCUCACGGGAUGGCUCCGGAGCAAGUCCUCCUUUGAACAAGACACGGUCAGACUGUUGAGCGAAUUUCCGUGGAAAUGUUGGGGUCUUGAUAAUUGGUCGGGAAGCUCCAGCUCACCCCAGUCCGAUCUGGUUUUCCUCGUUCUGAGUCGCUGUAAUCCAAAGCUAGUCGAGGUCACGUGUGCCCAACGCAUUACUGAUGUGCCUUACAUUAUCGGUACUCUCGCUUUCGACGAACACCGCCUGACUGGAACAGGUUCAUCUAACUUGACAACGCGUUGGAGCGCUUUGCAACACCAGAUAGGCGGAUCAGAGAUGAUUAGACAACUAUUCGCCGAACCUUCUACUGUGGCCACCGUCGUGGAACACAUCCUUCGUCUUCUCGCUUUGUAUCAGUCUGCCGACAACCCUGCCCCCAGUAGUACGCACUCUUAUGAUCUGCUGCCACCAUACAGCCGAGAUUUGGUACUGUGCCUCUGUCGUCUUGCAACAAGGCUGGAACUUGUGAAAACCGAUCCUUUUGAAUCCAAACAUCCUUCAGAUUCGAUUGAACCGUUUAUUCCAGCACUCUGUAGUCUGUUUGCUUCGAGUUCCCAAUUGCCGGCUUUCCGGAUAUUCAGCUCUUAUUUCGAGAAAUCGAAACUGCUGUGUUGCCCCGCAUUACUUCGUUAUCAGAACUGGAAUCUCAACCAACUGCAAGAUCUUCUUGUCAAAUUCCUAGCACCUGGCAGUGAUGUAGUGCCGAUCGACCAGUUAGAGUUUUCCGUCGGUGCCCGACACACCCAGCUACAGCAGACCGCUGCAGCCAUCUGUCAGUCCUUCAGUGUCAGUGCCCACGAACUCUGCAUCGUCCUGACUACCCUCUAUGAACGGAUUUCCUACGCUUUAUUCUCUCCGGCUUUCGAAUCAUUCCGGGAUGAACUCACUCCCGUCCUCAUUGACCGUGCAACCCGUGCAGCUGGUUUGAAGUGUUUGUCUUUGCUCAAACGUCUGCUUUCUUUGUUGAGCCAAAUGGAGGUCGAGGUAGAAUGCAGUUGGGCUACGAAAGAUGACUCUUUGCUGGGUUCCAACGAAUUUUCUGUAGUCAAUCCAGUGAAUCGAGCAACUUGGAGAUGCUUUCUCGGAACAGCGCAUCUAGCUGCUUUCUGCAAUUCUUCCAGUGCCUCUAUUGCCAGUCAAGUUUUGCAUCGACUGUUUGGCGAGUGUUCAUGCUCUUUGGACCCGUUGUUAUCCAAUAGUCAUGCCUCGAAUUCAAUGGCUUCCUUGUCCACCAUGCUACUCCCGUAUUUCUCGGUGCGUAACACCGGUCGGAAUACAACUAAUUUCACCGAAGCUCAGCUAACUGUGCUACAACAGCUAUCUGAAUUGACGCGGACCGAGAUCGUUCAGUUUGUAGUUGAUCACGUGAAACUAACUGUAUCUUCCUCGUCUGCUGAAGGCCUGGCCAGUGAACAAAACUGGCCUGUUCCCUUUAUCCUUUGGCUAUUAAGCUUGCCACUGACGCUCAGUCCUAUCUACAAGGCCUUACAGCCGCUACUUCCAGUUUCGCCCAGUUUAUGUAAACAAAUCUUCCCAUGGCUGAUAUUGAGCGUCUUCACCGCAACCGAUGAACUUUCUGCUAGCGUUAGCGAAGCUCUGAAACUCGGUCUAGCCGACGGUAUUGCUUGGUCCCUGAAGCAGUCAUCCGUGUGUAGAUCAAUCGAAGACCUCUGGAUCGAUUCCCUACUGGCCCUUCAUACUUGGGAGCAAUGGACUCGAACUAAUAGUGGUUCUCCACCCGAAUGGAUAACGUCACAUUCAACUCGACGGCGGGUUUGGCUGGGCAUAUGCCGUCUUUUCGCCGACUUACCUGGACUGCGUACCGCCCAAAUCGCUUUCCUCGCCCCUUGUCAGUCAACGGACGACUGCGAAGUUCAAGCACUUGCCUCUGAUCCCACUGCGCACCCAAUGUUUAAGGAAACAAGUGUCGCUGUGAACGAACUUUGUAACAACUGGGACAGGUUGCUCGGUUGGUACGAUUGUUCGCUUCCGAGUUCUUCGUCGGCCAGACUCAAUUUGGCUGCAUGCCUUCACCGAAUGGCUGCAUACAAUCUGGCCCAGUGCGUUUUCGACGAAAGUAUACAUGAGCCGACACUUGAGUCUGCAGGUGAUAUCCUAACAACACGAAGUAGCUCUAGCAAAUACUUUUCUCAGCUCCAAGAACUCAGAGCAGCAACUGCCUGGCGUUUGGGUCAUUGGAGUAGUUCUGCCACCAAAGCUGUUGGUCCACCUCCCACCAGUUGGUCAGAAUGCGGUAUGGAGACAAGCUUCUACUGGAUUGUUGAAGCUAUCCAGCGACACGACUGGGCUCAGGUUGAGACUAUCGCUUCAUCUCUAUGGCAAGGUUUACUGGAUGAUCUGAACAAGCAGCUCUCCACCAGCUUCGACCUUUUUCAUGAAAUCUCCAGCAGUAGUCAACAGAUCAGCUGUUUGGAGCGCUUUGCUGAAGUGGCACGAUCAUUGAGCGUAAACGGACUACCUGAGGCUCUUCUGCAGUGGUUGAACGGACUCUUUAAUGAAAUCUCCCACAUGGUCGAUUCGGUUGCUUCACAGUCAUCCUUGGUCGAUUCGCUCAUUGCCACUGGCUCUUUGGAACCCCUUGAACCGUUUUUAACUUCAUCUUUACGCUUGGUGUCUGCAUUGCUGAUGCAACUUUCCAAUCGCAGUGAAACACCCAUUACCAGAAGCCGCGCAUUUGGACUGUUAGAGCAUACUUAUUUCGAAGCAGCCGAAAGUGCUCUAAUGACAGGCGAAUUACGUUUGGUCGAUCACUGGCUUCAAGAUGUGGCAUUGUAUCGGGCGAUGGCCACAAACCCUGAAUCACGUCAGCCCUCCGAUUGUGAACAAACUCUGCUGGUUUCACAAGCAUGGCGAGAAUUGCGUUCAGCUGAACUAGUGGCACAGCUCAGUUUCUAUCGGGGGGAGAAGCAUAUCUCCGUCAGUCACCUCUACACCGGCCUGGAAACAGCAAUGCAUGUUCUGAAUCGGCCUCUGGAACACUGUGCCCUUCUGGUUCGCCGUGGUUUCAUUGGUGCUUAUAUGCACUGUGUCACCACUUUGUGCAGUUGGCUAUUUGCGUCCCGUUCAAAAAGUGCGGGAGAUCUACUGACUAACUAUCUGGAACCGGUUCUGAAUCGGCCUCUGGAACACUGUGCCCUUCUGGUUCGCCGUGGUUUCAUUGGUGCUUAUAUGCACUGUGUCACCACUUUGUGCAGUUGGCUAUUUGCGUCCCGUUCAAAAAGUGCGGGAGAUCUACUGACUAACUAUCUGGAACCGGCAAUGACCAUGGCAAGACGUUGGGAAGCUACAGUUGAUCCGGAAGCGCUGGCGAAUUUGGCCCAGUUUGCAGAUUCGCAGUUCACCACUCUUGACUCCUAUCUAGCGUCUCCUGAGUUCGCCACUCGUCGGCAGUUGUUGACUGAAGCUCAACGUGACGUGGAAUGCUUAACAGACCUGGGGGAGAAGAGCCGCCUUCUCCGGAUUCUCCAACGCCAAUCUGCUCUUGAAGUGGAAGAACUGGAAGCGUUCACAUCAGAUGCCGACCGCUACCUCGAAGCUUCCCUUGAUGCGUAUGCCCAGUGCCUGGCUUUGUCAGAUUCGCAUGAUCUACAAAUCUACCGGCUAAUAUCUCUGUGGUUUUCGGCUGCUGCUGACCCUUCCGUGCAGUCCUGUCCAAACGCGAGAGCUCGAAUGGUCAAUCGGAUAAUGGCUGAACGGCUAUCGGCAAUCCGGUCGGAUAAAUUCUUACCUCUUAUCCCACAACUUGCUGUGCGCCUUUCCUGUGCCUUUUUGAGUAACACCGAGGCGUCUGUGGGUUUUCAGACAACACUAACUGAGCUCGUAGAGCGUAUCGUUGACGGGCAUCCUCAUCAUGCAGCUUUCACGUUACUAUUUUUGGUCAACGCCGAGCUGGAUGAUGUGUACACUGCCGACUCUACGACCGGUCUUCAACGCGUCACCUCAGCGGCACAACGUUCCCGCCAAACAAGACUGAAUGAUACGAACAAUCGGAUGCUUUCUCAAAAUCAAACUACGGAGCAAAACAGCCGAAUUCAAGCUGCACGGCGCCUGUAUGCUCGCCUGCUCGAAGGUCGUCGUGGUCCACUGCUUCAACAAAUGCAGUCACUUGCUGAAGCCUACGUGGAAUGGGCGAAUUUUAAUGUGGACAAACAUCGUGGAAGCACAGCUGACAUUAAUAGUGCCUCACUUUGGCCUUUCAUUUCCUUUCUCCAAGCUGAUAUCCCUUUUCCCUCUGGAUGUAUGCUCCACCGGUUCGCCAUCUCCCCUCGCCAAAGGAUUAAUGUCCGUCAAGGCAUGGACGCUCUCAGCCUCGUUGCAAUUCCAACUGACGUCUUGAGAAUCGAUCGCUCCGGUCAGUAUGACAGAUCCAAUGUUGUCUGCAUUUCUGGAUUCGCUCCUACCUUUCGUCUUGCUGGUGGCAUAAAUAUGCCCAAAAUUGUCACUUGUUGGGGUACAGAUGGUCGAUCCCGUCGUCAACUUGUGAAGGGUCGUGAUGAUCCCCGUCAGGAUGCGGUGAUGCAACAGGUGUUCGCCGCUGCCAAUCGACUGUUUUAUCAACGGCGUCGUCAAUCGAGGGCUUAUCUUCGGGCAGCCACCAACGCCGCUACCCCGUGUGAUUUCUCACGAUGUAGAUGGUUGGAUGCUGAUGGCGGUCUUCGUGUGCGUACGUACAAAGUUAUUCCAAUGGCCCAACGGAGUGGUGUUAUUGAAUGGUGUGAGGGUACUGUUCCGCUGGGUGAGUGGCUUGCUGCUGACCGAUCUGGUGCUCAUCAACGCUAUCGUCCAAAAGAUUUACCUCCGGGACAGGCCAAACAACGGCUCGCAGCAGUGCGUGAUCGGCCUUAUGAGCGUCGUCUUGCGGUCUUCGAUGAAAUAUGCCAGAAAUUAAAGUACGGCAAAGCUUUAUUUUGUUCUUUGCGCUUGCCUCUUAUUGCACUCCUCAAUGAUCCCCUCAGGUUCGGUCAAUUAUCCCGGCCAAUCAGUUACUUUCACUUAAUUCCAUCUCUACUUGUUCAUAGCCCUGUCCUCGCAUAUUUUUAUCUGGAGCACUUUCCGGACCCACAACAAUGGUGCAGGGCCCGCUAUGCUUAUACACGCUCACUGGCGGCCUCCAGUCUAGUGGGCUACCUCGUGGGUCUCGGUGACCGACAUCCGCACAACCUGCUGUUGCAUCGGGCUUCCGGUGAAUUGGUCCACAUUGACCUAGGCGUGGCCUUUGAUCAAGUCCUAUUGUACGAUCCCCUGUAUUCCUGGUCGAUGACUCCAGCUCAGUUAUGUGCCUUGGAAGCUCGGCGCGCCGAAAACACUUCAACUGUUUAUCAAGUUAAACCCGGAACCUCUGUCCUCAGUGAUCAAACCAACAUUCCUGGUAAAACUGGAAGAACCAAAACUAGUGAUGGCGCCGACCGCUCGCUGAUGAACUCCACAUCUGAAUGCGGUACCGGUCGAUUGCAACCGACAAGAGAACCACUCAACCAGCUCGCCGAACGAGUGUUGCUCAACGUACGCAGUAAACUGGAGGGUCGUGUGACUGGUAAUAUGGCGAGUGCAUCUUCAGAUCAACGGAAGUGUGCUGGACUGGACCAGUUAGACGUUAGUGGCCACGUGGGUAUGCUAGUUCGGGCCGCAACCGAUCGGACCCAGUUGGCCCGUAUGUAUUUUGGAUGGCAGGCUUAUCUCUAACCGAAUCCGCUCCAAUGUAUAUGUCCUCGCCGAUCAUUUUAAUGACAUGUAUUGUUAUUCCCGCCCCCUUAUUUUUGUAUAACUUUUCGUGUUGAAUAUACAGAUUCGCAUCU